Messenger RNA from Colletotrichum destructivum, 1724 nucleotides. RefSeq lists its product as uncharacterized. The transcript has a single exon. The record is from RefSeq and is a predicted model, not a curated record. NCBI's taxonomy places the organism in Eukaryota, Fungi, Ascomycota, Sordariomycetes, Glomerellales, Glomerellaceae. The coding region runs from base 17 to 484 and encodes 155 amino acids.
GAGUGCGUGAUCAUCAAUGGCAUUCCGGUCCGUUCUCCACGAUCCCGUCAACCGUUUCCCCCCCAUCCCGAUCCAAGCUCCUGCGCCACAAACCACCCCUUGCACAGGACGGCAUACACGUGGUGGGGAGGCUACACCAAUAGCCGAUUGUUUCUCUUGGACGCCUCUUUCCGCCCUUUUCGUCCUCUCUAAAGCUCGUUCAGGAGGACGAAAGAAGGAAACAUCCACGCCAAGAUCUCGCAUUUGCCUCGUCGUCAUCUACUCGGGACCGGCGCGGCGCCACAGGGGAAAAACCUCGUGUUAUGCAUACGCGGCCUUGCUUUCAGCACAUCUUCGGCUCUCGCAAGCCACACCAGCCUCUCUCUCCCUCUCCCUCUCUCUGUCGAACGGGCAAGCCUGGGCUUCACACAUGCUGAUUUGCCUUCCGUUCCCGCCGCUUGGAGCCAACACUUGGCCCGAACUGGUAGAUCUCGGUCCAGAAUAAGACGAGGACAAGUCCUGACUGGCGAGGCGGGACCGCCGCAUCGACCCGAAUAGUAUCCUUGCGGACCCUGCCUACUCAGCUGGUGUCAAUGACGACGGUCUUUCUCUAGAAAACAACUCGGAUACAGGGAAACCCGAUUCCUACCUAGGACAACCAGCCGACGGAAACCACGACGAUUGUUAAUAUCCGUUGCCCCGUUGCAAAGUUGCAACAAUUGCUGGCCUGUCUCGGACGGCAGAAACCCGAACCAGCGCGUGCGCGAGUCCGACGCCGUCGCCUGCGGCCUGAAGGCGUCUUUGAUUGCUCUGAGGAUGGGAUUUGCCAUCACGCUCAGCGUGUCUAGCCUCGACAUUGUCAUGAUUGGUGGGACUAUGUGUCCUCACUGCUAGCUGGCGAACCAAAAGACCAGAUGGUAAAGGCCUCUGCACUGGUGCCAUCUGCACAGUAUAUGCAAGAUGCAUUACAAUUUUAGAACCGAAGAGGCACCGCUGGACAGCCAGGACGGACGGAUGUUGGAGCCGCAGCCCUGCCAAGUUGGCGCCAAGUUGUGCCAGCAAUGCAAAGAAGACGAGGUGCAUCUCAACUUUUGUACGGGGCUGGGGUUGUUAUUGGUUCGAACAAUCAUCGCACCGCUCCAGUCUGGUGACUUGUCCUUCUUCGGGGACUGGGUUAUACGAGCACGGAGAUCGAGACCUCGGUGGCUUCUGCAGCUUCUACUCGACCAUUUCGAUUUCAGAGUCCUGUCCAAUCCAGGAUGACAUCAGUGUUCCAACACUUUUGGUCCAGACGGGGACGAAAAACAUAGUCAGUCCACCUCGCCUACCAAAGAGGUUGGCGUGUGGAGAGGAGUGGAGGAUGGAUGCUGACAGCGCCAGAGAGAAUGGAGCCUUUUCUUGUUUUGUUUCGUGGGCCAAGCAUCAAAGGUCCCGCGACUGCCUGGGGAUGACAACGGAAGUCGAAAAGAAGGUUGUCGAUCAACACGAGCAUGGCGCUGGUGGGGAGACGAGACCGAGAGAAAGCCAUUGUCGCACUCGAGGUAGAACGCAAGUCAAGCCGCCAAACGGGUACCAGUUUCAAGACGGAAUUCUAAAAUCGGAACUGGACGGUGUUUUGUCGGAGGCCAGCAACUUUAAUGUGGUAUUUGACAUCUGGAAAACGAACUCCACGACCUCUUGCUGGACUCGGCGGAAACACAAACACUGCUCGAUUCGGGUCAUCAGCUUCGUCUCCCUUGAUUGAC